CCUGGGAGCUGCAUCGGGCCUCGGGCGCUGGGCGGCUGUUUUAUAACCGGGAUCCUCGGUGACGUAUGGCUGCCGGCUCCUUGGCAGCUGUCUUUCUGGACCAGUAGGCAGAGAGGGAUCGACGCCGGCGAGACUUGUGCAUCUUGGAAGGGACCGUAGUCUUCUGUAGUGAAGAACAGAAGCUCUCAAUCACGCGGGUGGAAAUAAGAGCCCGAGGGGAGUCCAAAAGCAAAAGCAGAGGAGGGGGACAAGUGUGUGUUGGGGGGGAGCGGGAAAAGCAUUUUUGGUGGAUGGUAUGAAGCCAGCCAUGGAAACUGCAGCCGAGGAAAAUACUGAACAAAGCCAAGAGAGAAAAGUGAACAGCAGAGCUGAAAUGGGAAUUGGCAGGUACCACUGGAUGUACCCAGGCUCAAAGAACCACCAGUACCGUCCCGUGCCAACCCUGGGGGACAGGGCUAGCCCCUUGAGCAGUCCAGGCUGCUUCGAGUGCUGCAUCAAGUGUCUGGGAGGAGUCCCCUACGCCUCCCUGGUGGCCACCAUCCUCUGCUUCUCGGGGGUGGCCUUGUUCUGCGGCUGUGGGCAUGUGGCCCUGGCGGGCACCGUGGCCAUCCUGGAGCAGCACUUCUCCACCAACACCAGUGACCAUGCCCUGCUGAGCGAGGUAAUCCAACUGAUGCAGUAUGUCAUCUAUGGCAUCGCGUCCUUCUUCUUCUUGUACGGAAUCAUCCUGUUGGCAGAGGGCUUCUAUACCACCAGCGCAGUCAAGGAGCUGCACGGCGAGUUUAAGACAACCGCCUGUGGCCGCUGCAUCAGCGGGAUGUUUGUCUUCCUCACCUACGUGCUGGGAGUGGCCUGGCUGGGCGUGUUCGGUUUCUCCGCGGUGCCGGUGUUCAUGUUCUACAACAUAUGGUCCACCUGUGAAGUCAUCAAGGCCCCCCAGAGCAACGGGACAGCCGGGGUGGAGCAGAUCUGUGUGGACAUCCGGCAAUACGGCAUCAUCCCUUGGAACGCCUUCCCCGGAAAAAUAUGUGGCUCUGCCCUGGAGAACAUCUGCAACACCAACGAGUUCUACAUGUCCUACCACCUGUUCAUCGUGGCCUGCGCGGGAGCUGGCGCUACCGUCAUCGCCCUGCUGAUCUACAUGAUGGCUACUACGUAUAACUAUGCGGUUUUGAAGUUUAAGAGUCGGGAAGACUGCUGCACUAAGUUCUAGAUGCAUAAGGGCCCAUGAGGAGCUUUAGAGAGCUCUACUCGAUAGCAUGAAAUGUCCCUGACCCAUAGACUAAAGCAGAGCCUAGGUUCCUGCAGUUUUCUUUCAGUAAUUUGUAAAUUGCUCUAAUCAACUUAUGUCGCAUGGUAGAUUAAUACAAUGACUUACCGUACGUGGACCACAGAAUAAUGAGAUCUGGCUAUUUCCACCUUUUGGAAAGGAUUCAGUUACUUGUUGACACUGGUGAGCAUCCACUGAAAAAGUUUUCUUAACUUGGAGCAGUAUCUCUAAGUGAAGUAUUCAAACUUGGGUAUCCUUUACCUUUUCCGUUGGUUUUGCUUGGUAACCUGUUUCAGUGAUGAAAACAAGUCCUGAAGAUGAAAUGGAAGCGAACUAUUUUAAUCUGGACUUAGUUUUGUCAGACUCCAUCUGGAAAGUAAUUUACAAAUGUAUUUUAAAUUUGCUUGAAACAUUUUCUUUUUUUUAUCAUUACCUGGCUUGCUACCAAAUGCAUGCCCCUCAAAUAAGCGGACUGUCCAAAAAUUUGAAGGAAAAUAAUUCAUCAGUUAUCUCUGAGAAAAGGGUUUUACAAACUCCUGGCAGAGCCCAGAGAAUUAACAUCCAAGUGACGAGUUAGGGUGAGUAGUAACUGAUUCCUCACAGCCACUUCUCAAACUGCACGUCAGAUUUUAGUAAGAUUUUAAUGGGGAGAGAAAUUGUGCCUGGAUCUGAAAGUCUCAAAUAUGCUGAGAAGGAAAUAUGAAAUAGAAGGAAACUGUGUUGUAGAUUUUGCAGGAAAAGAUGAGGAAAAAUAAACAGGAAAGACGCAUUUGCCUCAUCCACUAUCAACAAUGAUAAUAAAGAUUUUGACCUUUUGUGAAAUGAAAUCAUGGCAGUUAUAAAUGAAAAAUGUAGUUUCACUGCUCAAAAUGUGUUAACACAGGGACUGCAUGCUUUGCUUAUAGUUCUUAUUUUGGGUUAUGACCUUCACUUAAUUUUUCCACGUUAAAUAUGUAGUUUUAUAUUACUUACUUAAACAUUGUUCACACUUUCAGGCCUUUGGGGGAAUGGAUUUUUGUCCAGAGAUAGGAAAGAUCUUUGCAUGACACUUACUUUAAAAUAACCAUACAACGUCUUUCUGAACUUCUGCCUGUCCUUAAAGUUGCUCUCAAAAUGGUAAAAAGUUACCCUCUCGUACGUACUUCAUUUUUGCCUUUUCUGAACAAUAACGUUGACCAUUUUUUUCCGAGUUCAUUGUGUACUAACCUUUCUUCAGCCUCUCAAUGUGAAGUGCCCUGGUAGAGCAUGCGCUCUGUCUCCGAUGCCCCUGACAGCAGGGUGGGUAUUAAUACAGAAUAACCCUCUCCCCUUUCAGUCCGCAGCGUCUAAUCCGGCUCGCAGCUCGCUUUGCCUCCUCACAUGCUCACUAGCCAUCAUGCUCACCCUUCUCUUCCAGAUCCACUUCCUCAUGAUACUGUCUUCUAACUGGGCUUACUUAAAGGAUGCAAGCAAAAUGCAGGCUUACCAGGAUAUCAAAGCAAAGGAAGAACAGGAACUGCAAGAUAUCCAGUCUCGGUCAAAAGAACAACUCAAUUCUUACACAUAAAGGUCUGCCAGAGGGUCUCAGCCGACGAGUUGACAGCUCUGACAAAUCACCAGACAGCUGCUCUGCAGUCCAGAUGUGUUCCCCACCCAACAAACUCAUGUACCAGUCCCAACACUUCAUUGUCUGUCUCAAGCUGCCAGGAUGUGUUUCUAGGAAAACCUUCCAGUACGUAAAUCUUUUCCUUUAGAACAGAUAUCGGAGGUGUCAUGUGAGCCAUUUUAAAAGGCAACACUUUGACAAAAUGAUGGUUCAUCCUUUUGAACCCUGUGCCAUGUUCGCAUCCAUCCCUAGAGCAAAUCGGCCAAGACGCCCGGGGAAGAUGGCAUAGUCCUUGACACGGGCCCGUGGUGCGCCAGCAUCAAGCGAAAUGGCCACCAGUUCACGGAUGCCAUCUGUCCUCACAUCCACGUAUCUAAAUAGGGAAUAAAAUACAGCUGAGGUGACGUUCCAGUUCUCACAGCUGACGUUUAUUAAACUGGCUCAGGGAUACGUGAGCCGUACAAUGGACCUUUAAAAAAAUUUGGCUGAUUCCCCCAGUCCAGGACAUAUUAAUUUCCUGAACUACUCAGAAAUCUUUUUUCCAAGAAUGCUCAAGCGAGCCUGCUAGAGUAAUUCUACUACACCUACCAUGGAAAAAGCUGGAUUCCAACUGAUAGGCUUUCCAGAAUCAAUUUUAUAAUAGGUUUCAUUGUAAUAAAGUGACCCAGUUGUCAUCAUUCUUCUUGAGAAAGCAAUGUCAGCUCAAUGUCAGCUCUGCCUUAAUGAGUGUUUGCUUUAAAUUUCUAAGAACUUCAGUUACAACAGGCUACCCCAAAUCCUUCAUAAAAUUUUGUUCCACCAAUGUUUUUUUUUCCCUUACGAAGUGUUACCUUGUUAAAAUGACCACCACUCUCAACCAUUUUUAUGUGGUCUGAAAAGUGAGUUUACAGUUUCAUACCAACUAUCUACAACUUAAUUACAACUAGACCACAGACCUCCUACUUUUAUAGACUUGAAUACUUUAAGUAGGGUUGGUAUUUAUUUCACUUUUUCUUACCUAAAUCUUAGUUUCCUGGGAAUAAUAAAAUUCAAUGUUCGGCAAAAAGACCAAAAAAAAAAAAAAUCAGAAAAACAAAAAAAAUCUGCUUGAGUUUAAGCCAUCUUCAAAAGAAACUUGCCUUCUAAAUCAUUGUGUUUCAGAACAUUAAGUGAAUAGGUAUUGGGUAUUAGUGAUGGUAAACUUUGUGUUGUUCUUUAUGAAAUGAUACAUAUAACUGUUGGGGUGCAUCAGUGCUUUUUAAAAGGGGCUGCAUAAUAUAGGGUUAACUAUGUAUAUUCAUGUUAAGACUUAACUUGUGGUUUGGCUGUUUCCUGGAUUUUAAAACAUAUACAUGUGCAGAAAUGUGUUAAAAUGAAAGGAAGCAUACCUUUAUCAGAUGCUAUUAAAACUGAACAUCAAGUAUAAUGUUUCAUUUGGAUUCUUUUUGUUGUUGUUAAUGCCUAAAAAAAUGCCUAUUUGGAUCUUGACUUUUUUUUUUUUUUUUAAACUAAUUGGGAGAAGUUCUCUUCUGUGUAGAAAGUUGUUCCAGAAUGGCUUGGUGUUUUGUUUUCCUGUUGCAUGACAGACUUAAAUAUUUUUUCCAGCAGUGGAGGUGCUGUUAGAGUCCAGUGUUCUAGCAGAGGCAGUGUCUAAAGCCUAAUUUUACUUUUCUAAUUCUGGUAGCUAUUGCCAGGAAUUUCUGAACGUUUUGUUUAGGUAGUCUAAUAUUUUUUAUGUAAAGAGCAUUAAAUUUUGCUAUGUAUAAAUUUUUGUAACCUAACAGUGGAUCAAUAUUUUCUAUCAGUGCCAAGGGCUUCCUGUAGUUCUAUUCAAGUGUUACAAUAAAUAUUUGUAGAUAAUA
Molecule: messenger RNA, 4696 nt
Organism: Phacochoerus africanus (Common warthog)
Lineage: Eukaryota; Metazoa; Chordata; Mammalia; Artiodactyla; Suidae
Gene: GPM6B
Product: glycoprotein M6B
Exons: 8
Coding region: 296-1213 (305 amino acids)
Biological process (GO): central nervous system myelination; axon development
Cellular component (GO): myelin sheath; plasma membrane
Molecular function (GO): structural constituent of myelin sheath
Source: RefSeq, a predicted model, not a curated record